Paraphaeosphaeria sporulosa is the source of this 1926-nucleotide messenger RNA. RefSeq lists its product as uncharacterized. The transcript is spliced from 3 exons. The record is from RefSeq and is a predicted model, not a curated record. Bases 131 to 1675 code for a protein of 514 amino acids. Lineage: Eukaryota; Fungi; Ascomycota; Dothideomycetes; Pleosporales; Didymosphaeriaceae.
UCUCGAGCCUCAUCCCUCGGCUGAUCCAACUCGCCAACGCCGCGAGCAUGCCAGCUUCAUCCUCCCGCUUAGCACCGCGAUACAUAUUCUUAGAUGGACGCAUUUUCAGACGACGGCCCUAUAUUUAGACAUGUUUUCCUUGUUCGUGCCAAAGACUCGUCGCUCGCAAAGAUCGCCCUCGCGGUCUCCUUCGCGACCGCGUCAGUCUGAUCCACCCCGCGACAAGCCCAAAGCUGCGCCAGUUGAGCUAUUCCAGAGCCUCGAUUUCUGGGUCAUUAAGGACCAGAGUAAAGUCGCAAAGAGGAUUGUUCCGUAUAUGACUGCGAAAAUCCAAGAGGAUCAACAGUUACAGUCUUUCAUAAAGGCCAAGCCAUGGAUGGAAGAGCUCAUCUCUUCUGAGGAUGACGAUGACGAAGAUGAAGACAAUGACGAUGCCGAGGACUUAUCUGACACUGAAGCUGCAUUUUGGAAAGAUCCAGAGGCUACUAUGAAGAAUCUGCGCGAUGUGACACGCUCAUGGUUCCACAUGCUGCUCCGGUACACGUUCCGCGCCAAGCUCCGAGACGGUUGGAAGACACCUUCACUCCCAUUCGACCUGAAAGAGUUUGAUGACGAGGCAUUCACAUCGCAGCUGGAAGAAAAGCAAGUGCGUAGCCUCAUCAGGCGACCGAACCUGUUCAGUGAGUACAAAGAAACUUACAAAGAGACGAAAGGGCGCAUUGGCUGGACACGGUUCUGCGCGCGCAUCAAAUUAUUCGCUGAGCUUGUAGGCUUAGAAACCGAAUCCAUCAAAGUUGAGCAGAUCCUACAAGAGCUUGAGAAAAGCUUGCCAGACCUGAAGAACGCAAGGAAACUUCAAGCGCAAAGCCUUCUCAUUGAACGCUUGAAAGCCGAUGCUCAAUCGGAAAGAGCGCUCCGCGAAAAGAUUGCAGCCGACGCGGCGUCAGUUACCACACUCCGGGAACGAUUUGAGAGCAAGAAGGCUGAAUCAGAGCGCCAACUGCGCGAACAACUGGAAGCCAAGAAAGCCGAAUCCGAGCGUCUGCUGCGCAAACAACUUGAAGCCAAGGGUGCAGAGGCAGAGCGGAAACUGCGCAAGCAACUUGAAGCCAAGACGGCCGAAGCAGAGAAGAAGCUUCGCGAACAGCUGGAAGCCAAGAAUGCAGAGUCGGAACGGGCACUCCGUGAACGCCUUGCAGCCAACGCCGAAUCAGAACGCAAACUGCGCGAGAAUCUACAGGCCAAAUCUGAUGCAGAACGAAAGCACCGCAUCCACGAUUGCCUUGUCUCAUGCCGCGAGCUGAUGGAGAAACUGGUCGGUGGCGAACUGCCUGCCGCAAAGCAACAAGGACCCUUCAAAGGCCAACAGUACAAACAGCGAUGGAAAGACAUGUUUCACACGCAGUGGAAUAAUUGCAAAGCAAGUCGAAAACCUGGGCAUCCGCUCGUAGGCUUGGUCACCCAGCAGAAAUAUUAUAUCGUGGGGAAAGACCUAUACGGCACGAUUAGCGAGCGGCUGCACAACCAUAAAGAGUAUCGAGAUAAAGAGGUGGACGCAGACGUAUUGAAGAUGGUACAUGCCAUUUUACCUGCUGCCUACUCGAGUCCAACAAGUACGGAGAAAGAGCGAGAUUGGAAUAUCACGACAGAAAAGAAGCGAUGGGGUCUACCUUGAGGUAGUGGCAGAGUUUGAAAUAUUCCUGAGUUACCUUCUCAUUGCCGACGCAGAAAUGAAGAAACCUGGAUUGAACACGCCUGGGCCAGGGCACCAAUCCCACCGAGGAAACAGCACAUCUGCAGUCAAAUUUGCGUGUGGUAUCAAAGAGAUACGUACCAGUCUUGAGGGACAACUUGCGACGCACUAGAUGGACCGCCCUGCCCAGUGCAUGACCUUACGAUGUCGUUAGUGGCGCCGGCAUCCGGAGA